Aspergillus ibericus CBS 121593 is the source of this 1431-nucleotide messenger RNA. RefSeq lists its product as uncharacterized. The record is from RefSeq and is a predicted model, not a curated record. The coding region runs from base 406 to 1278 and encodes 290 amino acids. Lineage: Eukaryota; Fungi; Ascomycota; Eurotiomycetes; Eurotiales; Aspergillaceae. The transcript has 3 exons.
UAGGAUCAUGAAGCACAGUCCCAACUCGCCAUACACCCUCACCCAACUUGACACUAUCGUGAACCUACCCAAUCUCCAAUCUCACACUGCAAAUACUUCAUCCGGUUCUUCCCUUCUCGCUUUCUUCCGAGCCGUCAUAUCGCGAGCCAUUGGUCCAACAAAACCCGGGCGCUUACAGACCUCCAGAUACCCAACAUCCACCCUAUACAAAGAACCCUCACAUUAGCCGCCGAGCAGCGUCAGAGACAACCAUGCACUUAAAGCAAGCCAUCUCCAUCUCCAGGAUGAAUCUCAUCGCCGUGCGACCCGUCAAACAUCCAGCGCCACGGGCUAUCUGCCACCUAUCCUACUGAGUCACCUUCCAAGAUAACCCCCUCUACAUCCUCCACCAUCUUGAAAGAACAAAUGUCCAACGACCUAGCCCCUCCAUUCGGCUACCCCCUCCGCCGCAACGGGUCCUGCUACGACACCGAAAACGACUGCGGCACGACCUGGGGUCCCUACCACGAAUGCUGUCCCAAGGGCGCCACCUGCGCCCCGGGAAACUGCUGCCACUCGGCCGCCGCCUGUGGCAACAUUCUCAAACUGAACCCGCAUUGCGGGAAUACUUCGGCGGUGCUGUACUACGAGAAUGAUUACUUUUGUUGCGCGAAUGGGACGGAUGCGUUCGCCUGGGUGUCGGAUGGGUUUGUGGGGUGUACGAAUGAUGUUGCGACUUUGGGGUCCGAGUUUAGUUUGUUGUCGCCGGUGUCGACGACGCAGAGUUCGGCGAGUUCUACUCCGACUGCGUCGACAACAUCACACCCCCUCAUAACUACCGCUACGGGUUCGGCUACAGCAACACGACAAACAACAACAUCCCCACCCACCGCAUCCUCCACCCCUCUCUCAUCCUCAAAAACCAACAUCCCCGCCAUCGUAGGCGGGAUCGUCGGCGGCGUCGCAGCUCUCGGUCUAAUCAUCUGUCUCGUCUGGUUUCUGCUCUUCCGUCGAGCGAGAGCCGUGCGUAGACACCAACAUCAACAACAUCAACAACAUCAACCAAAUCAACCAAUGUCCUUCCUCGGUCCACGAGCAAAGAACCACCAUCCAACCGAGUUGCAGGCUGAUCCCAACCCCCCGGUUCCGGAACUAGCGCCCAAUCCGCCCGUCUAUGAAUUGACCUCCCGACCACCGGUGUAUGAAUUGGCAUCGAGACCGCCAAUCUAUGAGUUGGGGUCGCGACCCCAAGUGUAUGAGUUGCCUGUGGGGUCGUUCGGGGAGGGGGGAAGAAUAUGAUUCUACCUUUGGGGGGUAGCUGGGUAGCUGGGGAAGAUAGUAUCUACCUGCGUGGUUUUGUUCAGGGAUGAACUUUUCUCUCUGGAUUGUAUAUAUCCGUUGUGAAUUGUCUAUACAAGAUAUACAAGAUAUCUCGCGUGCCUAGUGAAAAAU